AGGGAAGCUGACAGAGGCAUGAGCGAGUUAAUUUUACAACUGAGCCUUUAUGUAAGAUGUAAUAGUAUACGUUGUUAGGUUCUCUUUAAACUAAAAGCAAUGAAGUAUGUGUGUGUCUCCAGGAAAUAGACUAGAAAAUGGGACGAGGCUAGUUGCUGGGUUGCUAACGGCUAAGCUAGCUUCUGCUAGUUCCAAAACAACUCUUGUCAUCUGGGAUGCUACAGUUAAUAAACUACAUCAUUGCCUACAGAGUGGGCACAUUGGAGGGAUCUGCUCUGUCUGCUGAAAAUGUGGGGCAUCUACAGAGCGUUGGUCUUUGCUCUGGUAGCAGCAUCGAGCUUCACACCUGUGCGUGUCCUGGAAUUCUGCCAAAGCACUGAUCCAGACUGUCACAGUCAUGACACGGCAUCAGACGUCCAACCGUCCCCAGAAGCUGUCAAGUCCAGGUGGAGCAGGAAUGUUUCAAACGUCAUACACGACCUGGACGAGUUUAAAGUGUCUUGCAAGAAGCUAAUGGAAGCAUUCCCCCUCGAUGAGGUUGAUGGCAACUUUGUUCGCACUGUGAAGAACUGCCUGUUUUCCAAAUCCUUCCCAACGCCGCUGAAAGGCCCAUUAAGACUGGCUGCAGUUUCUAAGGAUGUCAUCGAGGGGAUCUUAGAUUUGGAUAUGGCUUUAACACAGUCAGAUGAUUUCCUGCAGUAUGUAAGCGGUGGCAAACUGCUACCAGGGUCUGAACCACUUGCUCACAGAUAUGGAGGUCAUCAGUUUGGCUACUGGGCAGGUCAGCUGGGUGAUGGUCGAGCACAUUUCCUUGGUCAGUAUUCAAACAGGAAGGGGGAAAUAUGGGAACUGCAGCUUAAGGGCUCUGGGAAAACGCCAUAUUCAAGGUCAGGAGAUGGUCGAGCUGUAAUCCGCUCUUCUGUCAGGGAGUUCCUGUGCAGUGAGGCAAUGCAUUUCCUGGGUGUUCCCACCAGCAGGGCUGCCAGUCUCAUUGUAAGCGAGGAGCCGGUGGUGAGGGAUCAGUUCUACAACGGAAAUAUGAAAACAGAGAGAGGAGCUGUUGUUCUCCGACUGGCCAAGUCAUGGUUUCGGAUCGGAUCAUUAGAAAUUUUGGCUCAAAGCGGAGAAAUAGAUCUUCUCAGAACGCUGCUGAACUUCAUCAUUGGUGAACAUUUUUCCCACAUCAGUUCGAGUGACCCAGAUAAAUAUUUGGUGUUUUAUUCCACAGUCGUAAAUGAAACCGCACAUCUGAUCGCCCAGUGGAUGUCAGUCGGGUUUGCACACGGAGUUUGCAACACAGACAACUUCAGCCUUCUUUCUAUCACCAUCGACUACGGACCGUUCGGCUUCAUGGAGCCGUAUGACCCCAAUUUUGUCCCGAACACGUCUGAUGAUGAGGGCAGAUACAGCGUAGGAGCUCAGGCCCAAGUCGGCAUGUUCAACCUGGAGAAGCUCCUGGCGGCUCUGAGUCCUGUUCUUACAGUAAAACAACAGAAACAGGCUAAAAUUAUUCUAAAAGGAUAUGCUGAUCUUUACCAUAUGAGGAUUCACCAGAUAUUUAAAGCCAAACUGGGGCUUCUUGGUGAAGACGAGGACGACAGCGACCUUAUUGCCUUCCUACUUAAGAUGAUGGAGGACACACGGGCAGACUUCACCAUGACCUUCAGGCAGCUCAGCGAAGUUUCGGCUGAGCAGCUCCACGACAUGAACUUCACACAGAUGUGGGCUCUUGAUGACCUGUCCACCCACGAGCACUUCUCUGAUUGGCUCAACAUGUACCUACUGCGACUCAGUAGACAGCAGAAUGAUACCGAUUUGGAUCGUCAACAAAGGAUGACAAAUGUAAAUCCGAGAUAUGUGCUGAGGAACUGGAUGGCGGAGGCAGCUAUAAGGAAAGCUGAGAUGAACGAUUUUUCAGAGGUGGAGCUGCUGCACCACAUCCUGUCCUCUCCCUUUGUUACACAAGAGACUGCAGAGGAGGCGGGCUAUGCAGCAAGACCUCCACUGUGGGCCAAGAGGCUAAAGGUCAGCUGUUCUUCAUGAGUGACAUCUGAAUAUAUGAAAAAAAGAAAGAUUACAACUUACCUGCAGCAUAUUUUGGGAUAACCUGUCACGUUUGUGGAAUAUAUUUGGUCUACAAGGUUGUGGCUGUUCUUUUCUCUAAGAGCAACCGUUGUGUGCACAUAGAAACAUCAGUGUUGCAGAAGAAUGAAGCUCAAGCUGGGUUUUACUCGUCGUGUUGUUUCUUCAAUCUGCACUGAUCAGCCACAGCAUUUAAACUACUGACAGAUCAUUGAUCAUCUUGUAAGAAUGCAGUGUUCUGCUGGGAACCCUUGAGUCCUGCCACUACCAAUAUAGACACUGUUGAGGCCAAGCACUCCCCAAUUCCAGACAGCUUCCGGCUAUGCUGCAGAAAUGACUCGGGAACAGCUCAAGCAACAUGGCAAAGGUCAUGACAAGCUCCAUCCACAGAGCUGCCACACCACAACCCACAGGACCUAAAGGAUCCACUGCCAACGUCUCUGUGCCAGACAACACAGGACACUCAGAGGUCCAACGUCCCUGCUACAAAGGGUCAGCUGUUUUGGCAGCAUUACGGUGACCUACACAAUGUUAGGUUUUAAUGUUGUGGCUGACUGGUGCAGGUUUACACAUUCAGUAAAUGGACAUAUGGGCCCGUCAUUUUGUAAUUUCUUAAGAUUUCUAUGGAGCUAUAUAGAUUUGUUAAGAAAUUUAAUACAGGAUGAGGAUGUUUCUUUUAGGUAGAUGUACUGAAAUCAUUGUCUUCUUUAUGUAUUUGAAUUGUUUUCUUUUACUGAAUAAAUAAAUGAAGAACUAUGUCACA
Molecule: messenger RNA, 2845 nt
Organism: Stegastes partitus (bicolor damselfish)
Lineage: Eukaryota; Metazoa; Chordata; Actinopteri; Pomacentridae
Product: selenoprotein O-like
Exons: 20
Coding region: 289-2043 (584 amino acids)
Source: RefSeq, a predicted model, not a curated record